UUAAUAUUGAGCCAAAACAUGUUGUCCAUUUAUUUGCAUUCUAAUUGAGUUGGUAGAGCUGUUUAAACCAUCUGCAAUCAGUUGCUUCCUUAACUUCAAAUUUAAAUGAAAUUAUGAAAAUUUCUUGGGUUCUUUCUAGGUGUUGGGAGAAGUAAAAUAGGUUCGAUUUUUUGCUUUUCUUCUUCCCAAAGCCUGUCUUGAAAGUAUUAUGCCCAAAGUAAUAUUUUUUAUUGAAGAGAGAUGAUGUAAACCCUGAAAAAAUCUCAAGGAAAAACAUUCAGUACAUUAAGUCCCUCUAUAAUCUGAUGGGCAGUAAUUGUCCAUAUUCUGAAUGUAAAAGACAUGUUUCUAGAUUUGGAGUUACAUGUUACAAACUCUGUUUGGAAUUUGGCUGUGUCCAAAGACAGUAUUUGUUUGCAAAGGUGAUGUUCAGAGGUGUCUACUGGUUGCAGCACUCACAUUGGAUUAAUUUGUGUGGGGUGAUGUGAAGCUCAGACUUCUCUGAGCUUCUCUGAAUGUAAACUUUAUUUCCACCUCCUGGCUGUAAAGGAGGGAAAGCAAAGAAUUCUACCCAUCUUACUUGUGUUCUUUAUUACAUUUUAGUCCUUCUUGCUUUUUUUUAAUUUGGGUUCUCAUUUGGUAUUUCUACUGCAUUUCUCAUUGUUUCAUUAUUUGAAAUCCAAGACCAUAUGUUAAAGUUUUGUAUGAGGCAUUGUCCUCCCCUGAAUGGGCAAGGGGCUGAGCUGAACUGGGUGGGAUUUGGCUCUUACAAUUGUGGAGAGUCUAAUACUUCAUCUACAGUUUAUACUGGGCGAAAAUCAUCCCUUUUGAUACUACUUUUAGAAAAGAUUAUAAUAUUUUAAGCAAAUUAUCAGUCUAUCCAGUCAGUUUACAGCACUAUUUUAUAAGUCACUCAUCAGCAUUACUGACUUUUACUUUAAAAGUAUGUAUCAGGUCCUGAUGAAUUUUUCAUAAAAGUAGAAGAGCUCCCUUUAAUUUCUUUUGCUGACUAUGGUACAGAGACUCUCACUUCUCUGUAGGGCUUGUUUAGUAUUUUGGUACAAUAAUUUAUUAUUUUUUGGUAACACCUAGAAAAUCCAGUUGAGGUUGAAGUCUAAUUUUUCUAAAAGUUGUGUAAAGUGAGAGAUGGCUCCUGUCCUGAAUUGAUUACAAUCUAAAAAAGAGAAGUCUUAGAUACCUGUAUUGGGUCCCACGACAGUGUUUGCGAUCUGUUGAUGGAAUGGACACCUUGGAUAUGGAGGAGUGGCAUGUUUGUAUUUGUGCAGGCUGACAGCUGUGUUGUGGGGUUAGGGUUUUGGGGGUUGUGUACCUUGUUACAGUUCUGCAUUCCUAUACCGCAGCUGCAAAAGCACCCCUUCCCCUUGGUGAAUUUUUCUCUCCAAAGGAAGAGCCUUUUGGCUCUGAAGAAUGGCUUUAUGCUCUGCGGUUACUUUUUAGUAGCAGUGAGGAGUUGCUAACACGCUGCCACUAUUUAUUUUGUAAACAGUGCUCCAAGUUGGUUACUUUGUGGUUGCAGCUCCCUUGAGCAGGGUGUCUCCUGCUGUUACAAAAUUGCUCCCUUACGUAAGGGCUGCGUGAUGCCCUCUUUGUGCUCGGGCUGCAGCUGUCGGGAUUUGUGAUUGCUGCCGGCCUGGGGAUGUUGGCAAUGUGUGACACAGGCUUCGGAACACGCCUUUGCCUGCGCCUGUCUUGGGGGGAAGCCACCGGCAAGAUAAAGACUUUGCUGCUGGAGCACCAUCUUUGGAAAGCUGUGAGAGAUUCAGGGUUUGUGCCAUAAUAUGGAUUUGACAACAUCACAGCAUAAUCAUCUACAGAAUCAAGGGGUCAGAGAAUUCAAAACACAAGAGGGGGAAAAAGAAGAUGAACAGAUAGUUGCAAAAAUCAUGGAGAGGCGUUUUUUUCCUGAUCAUAUAGCUUAUAAGACCUGGGAAGGCUUUCACUUUGCUGGCCAUGAGAUAAGAAUUACAGAAGCCACUGAUUGUUACGGGGCAGUCGUCUGGCCAUCGGCUCUUGUUCUGUGUUAUUUUUUGGAAACUAAUUCUAAACAGUGCAAUUUGGUUGACAAAAAUGUGAUUGAAAUUGGAGCUGGAACUGGUUUGGUCUCCAUAGUAGCCAGUUUGCUGGGUGCCUUUGUGACUGCCACAGAUUUGCCAGAACUACUGGGAAACCUUCAGUACAACAUUCUCCAAAAUACAAAGCAAAAAUGCAAACACCAGCCUUGUGUUAAGGAGUUGUCUUGGGGAAUUGAUAUGGAAAAGAACUUUCCUAGGUCUUCUUGUCACUUUGACUACAUUAUGGCUGCUGAUGUAGUUUACCACCAUCCAUUCCUGGAUGAACUCCUUCUAACUUUUGAUCACUUGUGCAAGAAUGAUACUGUUAUUCUGUGGGCCAUGAAAUUUAGGCUGGAGGAAGAGAACCGAUUUGUGGACAGAUUUCAGACACUGUUUGACUUAGAGAUGAUUUCUAAUUUUCCCAGUUUGAACAUAGCCUUGUAUAAAGCAAUGAGGAAAGGCAGGAUGAAAGCCAGACCUUCCAAACUGAAGGUCUGAAAGAGAGAUAUGGGGAGGUGACAGUUGCAGCUGUUCUGCAGCUUUUUCUCGCUUUAAUAAUUUCCAUUUUAGUAGCUGUUGACACUUACAUGAGUGACAUUUCUAGAGAUAGGUAAAAUAAAUCAUCAAAUUCCUAGUGCAUUCCUAUAAAUUCCUAAAUGCAAUUUGCCAAUAGUGAUAUACACAGAAGAGAUACAUCUGCGAAAUUGUCUUGACUUUUAUGUGCUAAGCUGACAACUCUAAUAAUUUUUACAAGUCUUACCAUGAUUGUUAUGGGUCAUAUAAUGAAUAUUUCCAGAAGUUUUCAAUUACAGCUUUGAACAGUCUCUUAUAAGUUUGAACAAUUAUUUUACAAUUUUAGACUAUAAAUCUUUGUAUUUAAAAGUUUUGGUGUUAAAUCUGAUAUUUCCCCAUUUUCACUAUCAUGUUAAUCUUUCAUUUGAAUACUCUUAAUAGGUACAUUAAAUUAGCUGAAAAAACCUCACCACCUGAAAAACACACUUUUGUGAUAAAGGGAUAGAAUACAUUAAUUACUCUUAAUGUAAUGUUUAUGGUUUCAUUUUUCUAUUUAAAUUUAGGGAUUCUUCAACACAAAGAGCACAUGAGGCAAGAGGGAUUUAAAUGUUUUGCUUGUUGUUUGAACAAAGGUCAUGUAUUAGAAGCAUGCAACAACCAGCUGCCCUUUACAAAGACUUUUAACUCUUGGUCUGGAGCUCUGCUCCUCCAAAAAUAGACGGUUAUCUGGACCUGAGGGAGCAACAAUGGAAACAACUGCUGGCUGCUGGUGGCUGGAGGCAGAAAACUAAACCAGCCUGUCAUGGUGUGGCUGAGGCGUGGAUAGAAUUAGAUAUUUGUUUGCUUUUUAUAACUUUCCUCCUAGCCACUCAAUACUGCAUGCUCCUGUUUUCAGUGGCCUAUCCAAGAGUUUUCUUUUGGGGAGGUUAAUAAAAUUAUUCUUUCCACACAAAUUUUCUAAUUCUGUUUGUAGUUGAUUUUGAGGCCUUCAAGUCUCUUUCAGGCUAGAAAAGAGAGCUUUAUCACCUCUACUGUAGCAGGCAACUGCCCUAGUGGUGUGGAGGCUCUGGGGACUGUCAGUAUCUUUUAACUCCUAUUUGUAUUCUCUCAGGGAGUUUUAUUUUUUAUUGUUGACUUCUUGAACUUACUUUUAUUUUUAUCUUUGAUUGUAGCAGAUGCAUGUUGCUUAUUUACUCUGGAACAAGUCUGGGGCAGAACUGUGGUAAAUGUGAUGUGGAAUGUACUUUUUGCCCCAGCUGAACAUUGGUGCCUGGUGUUAGAGGUGAAGUGGUGCAGAGUGGAGAGGCUGAUCUGCAAAACUUUGCCAGUGGGAGCUGGAUAUCCUAGGGCAUCCUUGGUGAAACACAAAGGGUGACCCUAGGAUAAAACUAAAGCAAAUAAUAGCAUGUCUUAGCCCAGAAGCAAAAUGAAAAGAAAGGAAGUUAAGUCUAUAUUUACCUCCUGCUGAGGAAUCACAUGUGUGAUUUUGGCUUGGAGGUUAUUAGACAAAAAUCUAAUCCUCAUCAGUAAAUUUCCUGUGACAAAGUUUGUAGAGGUAGAAUCCUUUAUUGGAUCAAUCAGUAUAGCUACAAAAUUAGACUCUAUACCAGCUGACAGGGAGUAUUACCCCUCCUUACAGAAGUUACUGUGCCUAUGUCCUUAGAUAAUUACAGCUGUAGAAAAACAGGCUGCAGAAUGGAAAUAUUUGGAAAUAAUUUUCUUUCUACACUGUGCAACAGAAAUAGUUUGAUUUCCUCUCCCUGCUUCCUUCCUCUUAACUUGCUUGCAAUCAUUGAAUCGACUGCAGUUGUAACCAUAAUCUUUGUAUCUGAAAUGGCAUCUCAGUCUACAAAUGUUUAAUGGAUAAAUGGAUUGGCACUAUAAUUAGUGAAAUGACCUUGUGGACUCCAAAAUGAUGAAGGCAAAAGAGGAAGACUACAGCAAAGCCGUUAAGUGUGAUCACUUUUAAAUAGCUAUCCUGCUGACUUGCCCUUCUGUUUGAGCCACAGACUGAUCCCUGCUGAGCUUCUGCUGAAUUCAACAGGAGAUGUGUUUGUCAAAUGGAGUCAGGAUUCAGCACUUUAGGCUCAACAGCUUGUUAAUAUGUACUGGAAUGCAACAUCAGCUCUCUUUCUCACAAGUCUGCCUAGCACUGCUGUGUGAAGCUUCUUGGGAAAUCUCUAGUGACUGGCUGCUCUAUUGUACAGACACCUUUUGUCCUCUGGUGUGAUGGGCAGGUUAUUAGCCAUGACCAGUGGAGGGUGAGCCUGUAUUUGGCAUUUGCCUAUGGAGUUUAUUCCUUCUCUCUGAGAAUGUCUCACAUAAAUAUCGAGUAUUACUGACCCCUGAAGUCAGUCAUAAUUUUAAUAACCACUUAUUCUUUGUUCUAAUAGCUCAGAUAAAGGAUCAAACUGUCAAUCAGUGCAUUAUAUUACUAAUACAGAUGGCAUUUGUAGCUGUAGUUUCUGAAAGGCAGGGGGCAAGAAGGUCAGUUAAAUUUGUGGGUGAAAGAGCUCCACUUUUAAAGAAUGCCAAAGGAGGAUCUGCCCGUGCUGGUAGGCUUUUACAAUCUCCUAUAGGGUGUUAUGGAAAUCAAACUAAUUUAAGAGAUAAAUUUGGAUAUAUGGUAAAGGUUCAAUCCAUUCAACGGGUUUUAUGUCUUUCAACCUAAGAGCAGCAGUAUAUUUAAGUAACUUGACGGUAUUUACUAAAUUUUCCACAAACAAUAUGUUUUUCAAGUACUAAUACUUUCAGGAAGGGUUCUUUUUGAAUAAAGUGUAUGUAGAAUUA
Messenger RNA from Taeniopygia guttata (zebra finch), 5375 nucleotides. RefSeq names its product protein-lysine methyltransferase METTL21E-like. NCBI's taxonomy places the organism in Eukaryota, Metazoa, Chordata, Aves, Passeriformes, Estrildidae. The record is from RefSeq and is a predicted model, not a curated record.